This is a messenger RNA of Ogataea philodendri, 492 nucleotides long. RefSeq lists its product as uncharacterized. Lineage: Eukaryota; Fungi; Ascomycota; Pichiomycetes; Pichiales; Pichiaceae. Bases 1 to 492 code for a protein of 163 amino acids. The transcript has a single exon. The record is from RefSeq and is a predicted model, not a curated record.
AUGAGCGAGAACUCGUUCAUAAACAGUGCUCCGACAAGAAUCAGGUACACGGGGUCCUUCAAAGUCUUGAAGUCAAUGCUUUCCUUGACUUUGGCCCAGACACUUGAUUUGGAAGACGUUUGGUUGGAGAUCUCGUCCAGUCUGUCGUUAAUGAGCAAACAACUGGUUGUGAGGAUCCCCAUAAAUAUGAACCCAAGAACACGCAUUGUCCAGGGGAACCCGAUCUUUGGGUACAGCGAGUUGCACACCAACGGCCAGAUCACUCCACCAAUACUUGCUCCCGGCAUGGCUAUUCCCAAAGCAAGGCCUCGUUUCUGCUUGAAAAAAUGGGCAAUACAGCUGACCAUCGGGGCCAUCAGUAGUGCGCAGCCGAUCCCGCAGCACACACCAAACGAGAGAACGAACUGCCACACUUGUGUGCAACUGGCCGUUGCCAAAAGCCCGCCGCAGAGCAGCACUGCCCCGGGAACGGCCACUUUCUUAGCACCAUAA